GCCGCGCAGCUGCAGCCCCGCUCCCGCCCGCGGCGCGCCGAGACCCCAGCCCGCGGCCGUGGCAGGCCUCAUCAGCAGUUUCUUGAUGUUUGGAAAGUUCUGAGACUCACCCUGUUGGACUACUUGUAACCAGUGCCUAAGACUACAAAAACAUAUGUGUGAAAGAACCUUUCCUUGAAGGAAGUGUCCAUCACAAUACUGUGGAAACUCCGUGCAGGCCUUGCAAGGCAGGAGAGCAGUUUGUGCUUCCGUUGACGCUUGUGCAUAAUCUCUGCUUCUUAUGCACUCCAGCACCCCUAUCAGUUCCUUGUUCUCCUUCACCAGCCCUGCAGUGAAAAGGCUGCUGGGCUGGAAACAAGGAGAUGAAGAAGAAAAGUGGGCAGAAAAAGCUGUUGAUUCCUUGGUGAAGAAGUUAAAGAAGAAGAAAGGAGCCAUGGAAGAACUGGAGAGGGCUCUGAGCUGCCCGGGUCAGCCCAGUAAAUGCGUCACGAUCCCACGUUCCUUGGAUGGGCGGCUGCAGGUGUCUCACCGCAAGGGGCUUCCCCACGUCAUAUAUUGCAGAGUGUGGCGCUGGCCUGAUUUACAAUCUCACCAUGAGUUGAAACCAUUGGAAUGUUGUGAGUUCCCUUUUGGCUCAAAACAGAAAGAAGUGUGCAUCAACCCCUACCAUUACCGGCGGGUGGAAACCCCAGUUCUACCUCCUGUACUCGUUCCAAGACACAGCGAGUUUAACCCUCACCUCAGCCUCCUUGCCAAGUUUCGAAACACUUCUCUGCACAGCGAGCCACUGAUGCCGCACAAUGCCACCUAUCCCGAUUCUUUCCAGCAUCCUCCAUGCACCCCUUUCCCAUCAUCCCCCAGCCACAUGUUCUCCCAGUCACCUAACAGCAUCAGCUACCCCAACUCACCAGAAAGCUCUUCUGGACCAGGAAGUCCCUAUCAGCUCACAGUGGAAACUCCACCUCCGCCCUAUCAUGCAAGAGAACCUCCAGGAAUCCACAAUGGACGGUCAAUGGAUGCAAUAGCUGAAAGUCAACUAGUGCUGUCUUUGCCCACUGGAGGUAAAUCUGCCGAUGGAGAAGCUGAAAACUUUCGGCCUGUUUGUUAUGAGGAGCCCCAACACUGGUGCUCAGUUGCCUACUAUGAACUCAACAACCGGGUAGGAGAGACUUUCCAGGCUUCCUCACGAAGUAUCCUUAUAGAUGGAUUUACAGAUCCUUCAAAUAACAAAAACAGGUUCUGCCUGGGUCUGCUCUCAAAUGUAAACCGCAAUUCUACUAUAGAAAACACCAGGAGACACAUAGGAAAAGGUGUUCAUCUUUACUACGUCGGUGGGGAGGUUUAUGCCGAAUGUGUCAGUGACAGCAGUAUUUUUGUGCAAAGCCGCAACUGUAACUACCAGCAUGGUUUUCACCCAGCCACUGUCUGCAAGAUCCCCAGUGGCUGCAGCCUGAAGAUCUUCAACAACCAGCUCUUUGCCCAGCUGCUUGCCCAGUCAGUCAAUCAUGGUUUUGAAGUGGUGUAUGAGCUGACCAAGAUGUGUACUAUUCGAAUGAGCUUUGUUAAAGGCUGGGGAGCAGAGUAUCAUCGCCAAGAUGUUACAAGCACGCCCUGCUGGAUUGAGAUCCACCUGCAUGGACCAUUGCAAUGGCUGGAUAAGGUGCUGACACAGAUGGGCUCACCUCACAACCCCAUCUCCUCAGUCUCUUAAGAUUCAUCUCUAGAAUUCCCUUAGGAUGGAUGCUAUUGCAGGCAGUGGCUUAUAGAAUUCCCAUGAACAGAAGCUUCUAUAUGUAGAUGUAUGUAGAUGUAAAUAUAUCUAUACAUAGUCUACUCUUUUUUUUUUUUUUUUUUGUUUUGUUUUGUGGUUUCUAGUUACUCUGAUGCCAGUACAAUAAGUUUAGAAAUUCAGGUAUAGCAUAUCUGUUCUCUAGUACAAAAUAAGCCAAAUUCCUGUAAAAGUGUCAAACAUUUCCUGUGAGCAUCUUCAUUCCCCAGCCAAGCCAGUAAAUGGUGCAAAUUCCCAGCACUUUCACAUGGGUUCAGAAACCUGGCUAUAGCUGUUCCUAGUAGGUGAAAUUCACCCCUCUGCAGGCAACCAGAGUCAGAUCUCUGUGCCAUUUGUAUUCAUCUUACAUCCUGAUUUCAAGUCCAGAAGAGGACCUGAGGUGGUGCACAGGACUUAGGCACAGAGAUGACUUUUAUCCAGUGAUCUGAAGGACUAAACUGCAACUCCAGUCUGUCUCCCUACUGCAAAGCACGAUGGGACAACAAAUCCUCUGAGGAGCUGAGGCACACCCAUCUCUCCUGGGAUUUGUCAGGAGGAGAGAGCCCUCGGGACGUGUUCAGCACAGGACCCUUAUCAGAGCAUUCUGGACAACCUGAGUAGUCUGAUACUGUUCACACAGUAGGGUACGGUACUGCUGCACUGAAAAGCAACAAACUCCUAAGAAAAAAAUAAUAAUUGAAAUAUCUGCCUAUGAGUUAAAAAAACUAAUUAACUUCCAGUGCUUUUUUGCAAAGUACAUACAUACUUGCAUAUGUAUCUGGCAUGUAAACUGAAUCCUAUCCCUUCUACAGUAUUGAUGUAGUUUGUUUUAAAGUUAGGACUGUCUGUAUUUAGACUGCUGUGCUGAUAUCAAGGGUACACCAAAAAGGGACUUGAACUGUGAUUCAGAAAAGGGAAAUUAGGUGUGCAUUGAAGAAGCAAAUAAUUACUUUAUCAUUCAUCUUGGGAACAGAAAACCCCACACUCAAAGGAUGCCUAAGGCAUCACAAUGAGAAGGAGAUGGGAGACAGCCAUGUCCAUCCCCUGUGCUGGGCCAGUCCUUGGGAUGUGACUGCAUUGCUUGGGUCUGACUGAGAGGGCUUCCCUGCCAGUCACUCCAUACAUCCCCAUGGAUGGUUUCUCAUCUUAGAUACAGGCUUCAUCAUUUGCUGAGCUUUUGCCUUGCCUGCAAAGGAUGGUGAGGCACUGCAAGCCACGAACAAGUGAAAAGUGAAUCUAUGUGCAGAACCUUGUUCUUCAAGGUUACCGUUCCUUCUGUAAGCAGGGAAAUCUAUUGUCCAUACUCUAAUCCCAUCCUUGCAAAAUGCUGUUCACUUGGAAACUUUUUCUGAGGAGACAGGUGAAACUCUUACUACAUUUUGAUGGUCUUUCCUUUUGUUGAAAGAGUCAAGUAUUAUUUCUUUCCAGGCAUAACAGUCCACUGAAAAUUGUUUUUAUUUAAGGGUUAGAAAGAGUGAUAACUUCUCCAAUCUCAUUCCUCCAUAGAAAUCAGCAGAAGUAUCAUGAGGGAAAAAAAAAUGUUUUUCAGGAUAUUUCUUCUCACACAGUAUCUGGUGCUACACAUUUUGCUGCAUAAUUAGAAGAGGACACCUGAAAUUUUCAGCUCUAGAACAUAUGCAAAAGGAAAUAACAUUCACUGGAAAGACAGUGAGUAAACUAACAGUGUUACUUCAUUUGAAUGCAUCUUCAGCCACCUACAGAAUCAGCAGGGCACAGAAGGAUAAAUUAUUGUUAAGUUUGAGCAGUAAUAGCAAGUUGUAUAGGAAAUUUGUAAGUGCGAUUCUGUCACCAUUUGACAUCAGCAGUGUCACUGUGAGAUAGGAAAACCUUUACAGUCUCUUGAAGCAAUGAAAUCCAAAAAUAAUAAUAAUAUACAGAAAUUCCAGGUGUGCCAUUUACUGUUUAGCAGACUUCAGAGACAUCAGUUUGGAAAAAUGCAUUUUCCUCAGCUUCCUCUGUCAUCAGUGAUCAGGUACUGGUAAAAUAUUUUUUAGCAUGCUUAUUGCUCCUCUUCUCCAGCUGCACCUUUGCUCGAUGAUGAGCACCUUUUGAUUUUGCUCAUUCCUUUUUUUUCUUAGCAGCUAAGGACAGGGGAAAUCACCUCUCCUGUCCAGGAUCUAGCUCUGUCCCUUCCUUGCCUUUUAGGCUGAAACCUCCUUCCCUUCUAAAAUAGAGAGAAGCCCAGGAGUUCCUUUUAGACAUUCCCAGCAUUGUCAUCUUCCUCACAGAGAGCAAAAAGAGAUGUUCUGAGGUGCAUCUGCUCUUGGGCAGCUCCAGAACUCAGUUUUCUGUCCAUUCAGCAGAGGAAAAUUGGAUGGCCAGUGAAGAGAAGCAGCUUCUUCUGGGGCAUUAUUUGUUUCAUCACAAGGUAUUUCAAAUAGGUGAAAUACACUGUGCUCUGAGCAUGCUUGUGUCUUCCCACUGAGUGUAAGGGGAACUCAGGGUCACUAGCUCAAAUGCAGACUGCUACAGGGGAUGUAUCCGAAAAUAGAUGAGGGGAACCCUAAUGAAGAUGUGGUGACUUUCCCAGCCUAGUAACGAUGCUUUCUCAGUUUGUUUUGUUUAAAUGGAAAGUGGUCAAUUCAGAGCAGUUUUUCCUUUCCUUUAUGUCUAAGUUUACAGUAAUCACUUUUUAAAUAGGAUUUGGCUUCCAUGCAGUCCAUACAUGUAUCACAUUUAAGGUAGUCACCUUAAUACUGUCUUACUAGUAGGAAAAGAGGCAUUUCUGGAGAACGAUUCCUCUGACACAUUUAAAACAUCUGUAUUAGGAUGAGAUGAAUUUCAGCAAAUUUAACUAUUUGCUGAAAAUUGGAUCAAAGCACUCAAUUCUGGGCAAUUCUGGCAACAGCCAUCUCAGUUUUUAGCCUUUGGGAAGGCUGAUACCACUGUGUCAGUUGUUUCCUAUUUUGGUGGUUUCUGGGGGCUUAGCUCACUGUGUAAGAUGCUGUGCAAGCGACACAGAAGCUGACAGCUCUUCCCCAAAGCCCACAGUACAUGGGAGAAGUGGUACCAGUGGAUGAGGCAAACAAGUAAAUAAGAUGACUCCUGCCCAGAUGCAGAGAUGAAAAGUAAGGCUAAUAAACCAUUUAUUUCUCUUUCUUUUUGAACAAAGUUUCUUUUACAAGCUUCUCUAGUAUACAUGAAUGGAAAUUUGGUAAAAAUUCAGGUUUCUUACAAUUUACAGCAAUUUGUAAUCUCUUUGUAUCUCUAAUGUCUCCCUACUUUGGAAGGAGAUAAUUUCUGCUGAAAUGUUUUCAUGAACCUUUAAAAGCAGUAGUCAAUUUAAGGUCUUUAAAUGUACUACUCAUUAAUACUUAAGCUUUGGAGAUAGUCUUCCUGAGAGAUUUAAAACCACUUACAGGGAGACUACUUAGUUGAAGGCAGAUUUUUAAAAUGUCUUUUUUUGAGUCAUCAACACUUCAUAGCCUCUUAGAAGUUUCUGUGGAGGAGUACCAUGCAUCAGCAAGCAGCAAUGGGAGUCUGAUGAGGCAGAGGCAUAAAGCACAUUCAGCAUGGUACGUAGACCACUUGUUUUCCUAUUAAACAGUCAAGAGAAGAUGACUUUAGUUGCUGCCAGCUCUUCAGCAGCACCGGUAUUAAUGUGCCAUUCGCACCCAGAGGUGACAGGAGCAAAUCUCGAACCCUGACUGCCUGGAGCCAUUCCAUGGCAGUGCUGCUUGGGUGGCUCAGUCCCAUCCCCUUGCCCUGGAAAAGCUGCCCAGGUACGGCACAGCAGUGGCUGUAGCAUUCAGAGGUGCAGCACGUGCUUUCCCUCCCCGUCAGCAGCUACGCCACCAACGCCUUUGCUCCUCAUCAGAACGCUUUGCUGAGCUCACUCUGACAGAUAAUGUAUCAGAAACAUUAAGGGGAACUGUGGCCCGAAGUAACAUCACCUGGAGCUGAGGAAAUCUCUUCCAUGUCUCCAGCAGGUACUGUGUUAAGACUUUCACUAUCCUGAGCAGCCUUCUCCAAGCAGUCCCCGUCCUGAGCAGGGCGUCAGACUUGAUUCCACACUGAGAUCCCUUCCAGUAUACAUUAUCCUUUGGGUCUCUGUGGAGAUUCAGUGAUAAGUGGUUGCCACGGGAAGAAGCUCUCUGUUAGCAGCAGUUUCAGGAUGAAACGUUUCUCUUUAGCUAUUUCGCAUUAAUGUUCCCUCAGCAUAAAAUCAACACUCCAAACAUCUCUCGCUGUAAACAUCAUCUUCACCACACCCCUCUUAAAAUGCAGAAAACAAGGCAUUUGUGACUGUAACCUUAUCUAAUCUGGCCUUGUUCUUCCUGGUUUAGAACACCCACCUUUGUCUAUCAGCUCUACAAAUCAAUCUCACCAGUGACUAAGGAGUUGCACAAACAGCUGGAUUUACAGAGGCAGCUCAAGCAGAGACUGUUUGCUUCUUGACUGAAUGGAAACAAUUUAUAAAGAAGCCUGAUCAAAAUUAGGAACUUUGAAGGGGUCUCAAGUAUAAGACUAAUUUUCUUGGAUCAAGACUGCUCUGGUGAAACUGUAACUUUUAGGAAUACUUUAGCACUACAUGGUGUUCAGCAAUGGAAAGAAACAUUACAUCCUCUGCACUAUUUGCCUCUUUCCUUGGCUCCCCAUAACCUAACUUAGUACAGCCAAAAUCAAACACAAAAAAAAAGAUUGAGUCAUAAGGUAGAGUAAUUAAAUACCAUUUUUCAAAGUUGAGAAGUGCUGCCCAAAAUGUAGAUUAAUAUCACCGGAAGGCCAUGUAGUUACAGGACAAGGCGGUAAUGGCUUUAACUGAAAGAAGGUAGUUUUAGUUAAGAUAUUUGGCAGAAAUUCUUUACUGUGAGGGUGGGGAGAUACUGGCACAGGAAAAGCUGUCCCAGAGAAGUUGUGGGUGCCCCAUCCCCAGAAGUGUUCAAGGUUGGAUGGGUCUUUGAGUAACCUGGUCUUGAGGACAGUGUCCCUGCCGACUUCAGGUGAGGGAAGCCAAGUAGACAAUCAAUGUGACCGGUAAGCAAGCUUCGUUUAUUAGCAAUACAAAGGCACUUAUAUAGUGUGAAAGUAUACAUGCUUAUCAGUUCUUUAAUUAGUUUAAACUUACAAAGGCGCAUUCUUACUUCUACAUAAUUGGGUUAGAUAAAAGACUACAUUUGGCAAGCUUUAUGUUUUGUCUUGAGAGAUCAAAGUUUUUCCUCCCUUCUCAUGGUCAGCACAUCUUUAUCAGAACAGCACUGUACCUCCUAAAAACUCCCUUUUUGUUCCCAGGCCUGUUUCUCACACAGACAUUUCUCAUGGAGGCUUUUUCUCAUGCAAGCCUUUACUUGCAGGCUCUUGCUUGUACAGUUCUGUUAUUAAUUUGUUCCCUUUAUCAAUAAUCUAUGUCCCUGAUCCUCUAAUCAUUCUGCAACAUGUCCCUGCCCACAGCAGGAGUUUGAGACUUGAUGAUCUUUAAAGGUCACUUCCAACCCAAAGUAUUUGAUGAUGAUGAUGAUGUCCCAGGUGCUUGCCAAGCCAAAGGCAAGACUUCCCUGCUCUGGAGAAACCUGGAGGUUUCUUGACUGUUACUUGAACAUCUGAACCCAAGCCCUUCUGAGUGAGUGGAGACCCCACUGAAGGGGCUGAGAAAAUUUUUAUAGAGGAUUUACAGUUCAUGGGUGUUUCAGUAGCCAGAAAUGCACUGAGAUGAUUAAGAGACUGAGGAGGAUGGAGCCUACAACCAGAUAAGCUCAGUGGUUAUUGCUGGAGGUAUCAAGGCAGUACAUGCUCGGGCAGCCACUGUGUUCACUAGAGCUUUUUACAUUCACAUCUGAACUAAUCAUUAAGACCUGUUUUAGGAACAGCUUGAAGUACCACAAUCCUUUCUCGGGUUCUUCCUGUACACCCAGCCUGGGAGAGAGAGUGUGCCAGCUUCCUGAUUAGGCCAUUUGAUGUAUUGGGGCAAAUGGUGUCCCAUGUGAUCCAGAGAGUAAGCUCUGAUUGGAUCUGGAAAAGACACUUGGAAGAUUACCCUCUGCCUUGCUGCAAGACUAAUGAGGAGCUCAGCUUUGGGGCAACUGUUCAAGGACACUAUAAGCACAUCCAGUGUAUGUUCCUCAAAGAAAGAUGCAAUCUGAACAGAAACUGCACAACUGAAAGACAUGGACUAUAUACAGAGAGAGCAUCUACCUGGGAAUUGUGAUAAACCAGCUCAUUUCAAGAUAAAGGGGGCAAUUGCAGUACCCAAAGGAAAAUAGUCAGCAUGAACCUUCCUGAGGACUCCUGACUAUGAAGUCACAUUUUUAACAGUACAUAAGGAUGGACAAGUGUGCUUCACAAAGACCAACUAAGAGGUCAAGUUACCAUGAAAAAAGAGCUUGAGAGAGUUGGUCCCAUCUUGCAGCAGGGAGAAAGAUUCUAUGAGACUUUAGAUCUGUGAAUAAAAAACUUUUCAACCUGGAAGCUUCAUUGCAGCCACUGAAACAGGGCUUGUUCCUCACAGCAGCUCCAGGAGUACCUUUCUGGAAGAUAUAGGAAGCCUGAGUCAGUAUUUAGUCUUUGUUCAGCUGAGAGAAAUCACUUUGUGUCUCUAGUGCAGACAGAUGCUUCUGCAUGUUGGGGACCAGCACAGAACAUAGCCUUUGGUUUGCACCCAUCAUCUACCCAUAGGAAGCUCCAGAAGAGCCAGGAACAGCCAGAAUUCUGUUACAUGUUCACCCCAGGGCUUUCCAGACACCUUGCCCAGGCGUGCCUUACAUUACAUUGCCAUACUGAUGCCACACUUCCCUGCCAGGGAGAUGAGGCACAUGAGAAUCCUAGCAAGAGGACACCUCCACUUGUACCUGGGCCAUGCUUGCAAACUUGGUGCCUGUACAGAUAAGAAAUCUAAUUUGCAGGCCAUGUCUCUUACACAAGGUAGGCAUAACCACUAUGUCCUCCAGAGUCAGCUACUCUUCCAUUACAGUCAAUGUGAACAUUUGCAGCUAAUUGUGAACACAUUUUAGAUCUCCAGUCAUAGUGUUUUUAUUAUCCAUGGAUGCUGCUAUUUUAUAUUCUGUGAUAGUAUUCAAAUAAUAUUGCAUAUGAAUAGCAUAGGGUGAAAUAGACCAACCAGUUAAUAAUUUUAAAUACAGACCUCAUCAGCAAAGAAAAGCUAGAAAAAACUUGGUAAAAUCUGAUCCCUUGCACUUUCACAGUAGUGAGCGAGCACAUCAUAUUUCAAAGUGGUUUAUUUGAUGCUAAAGUGUGUGUUGUCUUAUUAAUUCACAGUUAUGUUCAUGCGAAGCUUUGCAAACAAGACAGCAAGGGAACAAACAUAAUGAUGAGCAGAGAUAAUGCACAUUCAGAUAAAAUUUCUUCACUUACUCAAGCAAUUGGAGUUUUUAAUUAUUUAUAAUACUUUUAAAAUACAAGUUAAAUGUACCACAGCCUGCUUUCUGCAGAUAAGUCAGUGUUAGCAAUUUAAACCUUCAUUUCAUAUCACCUCUGUGAUAUAAAUGGGGUUGAGAAGUAAGACAAGAAAGUGAAGAAACAGACUUUUUUGUGUGGAUCAAUGAAGCCAUAAAGUUGCAAAGCUCUAUGAAAGGGGCUAAAAUGGUGGAUUUGAGCAAGGUGUGUUAACUAUGGGGUUGUGUUAACUAUGAGCUAUCAGUCUGGUGAGAAAAGCACUGUGAGUCAUCCAUAACAGAGUCACUUAUGUCUAUGAAUAAUUCUGCCCUCUGUUUUCCAUCAGAAGCAAAGCAAAACAUCUGCACUAUCCAAGUAUUACUCAAGGUUUGUGAUAUUCUGUAAACCAGCGUAGGUUGCUGUAUAAAGAACAAUACUUGGGCUCUUGCCUCUCGAGAAUGAAAAAUCUCAGACAUAGCUUCAGGAGUGCGAGAGAUCUGGGCAGCUCUGGGUCCUGCAACCAGCCCCAGAGUACUCUAUUCCAUGCUGUGUCAUACCAAGAAGGAUACAUACCAACUGCUAACCAAGGGGACAUUUUCACAAGCAUUCCUCCUGCUGCAUUUGAUUUGAGGCAUUCUGAAGACAACACAUUUAGUCUGAACAAUACACUUUUUAACGCACUCCACUUCCUUUGGCUGGAAUUAUUCUAUUGUAAAAGGGAUUAUUCACGUCUUGUGUUUUACUGUUAAUAAAGACAUUUCUGUUUUAA
Molecule: messenger RNA, 9887 nt
Organism: Corvus hawaiiensis (hawaiian crow)
Lineage: Eukaryota; Metazoa; Chordata; Aves; Passeriformes; Corvidae
Gene: SMAD9
Product: SMAD family member 9
Exons: 7
Coding region: 281-1711 (476 amino acids)
Biological process (GO): transforming growth factor beta receptor signaling pathway; BMP signaling pathway; cell differentiation
Cellular component (GO): heteromeric SMAD protein complex
Molecular function (GO): I-SMAD binding; DNA-binding transcription factor activity, RNA polymerase II-specific; RNA polymerase II cis-regulatory region sequence-specific DNA binding
Source: RefSeq, a predicted model, not a curated record